This is a messenger RNA of Phyllopteryx taeniolatus (common seadragon), 2086 nucleotides long. It is a transcript of the gene bmp8a, whose product is annotated as bone morphogenetic protein 8a. Gene Ontology annotation, molecular function: cytokine activity; growth factor activity. The record is from RefSeq and is a predicted model, not a curated record. Gene Ontology annotation, cellular component: extracellular region. Bases 354 to 1679 code for a protein of 441 amino acids. Gene Ontology annotation, biological process: SMAD protein signal transduction. The transcript is spliced from 7 exons. Lineage: Eukaryota; Metazoa; Chordata; Actinopteri; Syngnathiformes; Syngnathidae.
AGAACUUGAAGAGACUAAGAAGUUCGUAGAGGGCGCUUUCCCCUCAACUCCAGUUACUUUUCUUUAGCUUUAUUUCAGAACCUGUUUAUAGGUUGAUGUUCGGCAACAACAAUUAGCAUUUCUAGCUAACAGUUCAGGAACCAAACUAGUGGAGAGAGAAAUUCAGGAAGCGAACCUCUCCUGCAAGGGUUGAAGACUACCAGACUGGAGAAGAUCGAGAAUAGGUAAACACCUUCUUCGGGUUCCAUCUUGUGGAAAAGAUUACCAGGAGGACCGCGACUGGAGAAGAGGGGCAAGUGAACGUCAUCGUCGGCGGCUCCAGAAGAGGUGGACCAGAAAGAAGCCAAAGCAGCAUGGUGAAGUAUCCACGCCGAAGGAGCAGCCCCCACGGGGGUGCGCAACUCCUGCCCAGGAACCUGGUCCUGCUUCUGGUCCUGCUCCUGCCGCUGGCCCAGCAGGCCCAGGCAGCGCUGCACUCCAGCUUCCGGCGUCUGAGCGGUCGUGAGAAGAAAGAGAUGCAAAAGGAGAUCUUGUCCAUCUUGGGCCUGCCGGGGCGGCCCAGGCCCCACCCGCCGCUCAGGCCGCCCUCGUCCGCGCCGCUCUUCAUGCUGGACCUCUACCACGCCAUGGCGGCGGACGGCGAGGACGACCCGGCCUCCGCCAACGACGUCAUCGCGGUUCGGCCGAGGGGGGACGGCGCCGAGCGGAGGGCGGCCGUCCACCGCCCGGCGCUGCCCGCCCUCAGCACGCACACGCCGCCGCUCGGCACCGUCGUCAGCGAGGCCGACACCGUCAUGAGCUUCGUCAACUUGGUGGAGCAGGAGCGUGACCUGCUGCAGCAGCCUCGUCCCUACUGGAAAGAGUUCCGCUUCGACCUGACUCCUCUGCCGCAAGGCGAGACGGUGACGGCCGCCGAGUUCCGCAUCUACAAGACGCUGACGCUCGGCCAGCGGGCCAACAGGACCCUGCACAUCUCCGUAUAUGAGAUCCAGAAGGACAACAGACACAGGGAGCCCGAGCUGGUGCUGCUGGACAUGCAGUCGGUGCCCGCGGGUCAAGAAGGUUGGCUGGCCUUCGACGUCACCUCGGCCUCCAACCACUGGCUCGUGCGCCCCCGCAGCAACCUGGGCAUCCGCCUCUACGUGGAGACCGAGGAGGAUCGCUCGCUGUCGGCCGCCUGGAUCGGGCUGGUGGGCCGCAGGGGUCCUCGCUCCAAGCAGCCCUUCAUGGUGACCUUCUUCCGGGAGAGCCAGAUCCCCUGUCGGCCGCCCCGCGCCGUCAAGACGCACCCGCGCAGGAAGAAGCCCAAAUACGACCUGCCCCUGCCCAGCAUCCACAAUCGAAGUCCAGUCAACAGCGGCGGUCAGCCGUGUAAAAAACACGAACUCUACGUCAGCUUCAGUGACCUCGGAUGGAAGGACUGGGUUCUGGCCCCCACAGGGUACUCGGCGUACUACUGCGACGGUGAGUGUUUCUACCCGCUGGGUGCCUGCAUGAACGCCACCAACCACGCCCUCAUCCAGCAAGUGGUGCACCUGCUGAAGCCCGACGAGGUGCCCAAGGCGUGCUGCGCGCCCACCAAGCUGAGUCCCAUCUCGGUGCUCUUCUACGACGACAACAACAACGUGAUCCUCAAGAAGCAUCGCAACAUGGUGGUCAAGACCUGCGGCUGCCUAUGAGAUGUGCGGCAGCUGCAACACCAACCAAAACCAGAAGGAAGUGGACUUUGAUUUUUAUUACAAGAUACACACGUGUUAGUUAUUUGGUCACAUAACUUUCUAAAUAGUCCUUCGAAAAGAUGAAGACUUUCAAUGUUGUUGUACAUUUAAAGUCGAGUUUGAAACCACAACAGUCGAGCAUGAACAUGAUUUGUGCUUAAAGUUGGGGUUGAUUUGAAAUGUUAGCAGUCCAAAUGAAUGAAUAUCUUCAGUAAAUUAUUGCCAGGUGUAACCAAAAAAAGGGCUGAGGUGUUGUUGCUAUGCGCCUGAUAUUUAGUGGUCUAUUGGUUUGUUUUUUUCACUUCUCACUGCAGCUUGCUUCACUCAGGAAAGAUUAAUAGUCAAAUUAAAUGAAGAAAAAAGUUGAA